AUGGUGGGUAAGAAGUCUGGAAAGGCGCUCCUGCGGGAGGAAGGCCUGGAAAGGACUGACAACAAUAUGGAACUUACCAGCUGGCCCGCCAUUGCAGCCAUAAAUCAGAAGAACUACUACACAGAAUACCUGAAGAGAGAUGAUCAGAUCCUAGCGUACCGGCUUCAACAAGAGGAGAACCGAAAUCGCAUGACCAAACAAGCUAGGGAUCGAGAUAGAGCACUUGCGCAAGGGAGACCUAUGGGACCGGAUGGCGAUGUCGAGAUGGAUGAAGAACAAGACGAGGUCCAAGACGAAGUUUCGAAGGGAACCAAGACCAUCGUCAUUCAUAUUGGAAGCCAGAAUUUGAGGAUAGGUCUGGCCAGUGAUGCUUUACCAAAGACGGUACCCAUGGUGAUUGCAAAGAGGUCACAGAAGAGCGAAUCUGAGGAGCCAGAUGGGGAGCCCAAGCCUAAGAGAGUUAAGCUGGGUGAUGGAGGUGAUCCUGAGCCAGAGAAACAGUUUGGAGAGGAGUUCGCGAGCCGAUUUGCUGCUAUGAGUAACGAGCUGAAGAUACGCAUGCGAAUGAACAAACGAAGGGUAUUGCCACAAUCUAGGGACAUGGUGCUCAGCUACAACAAACGAAACCCACCAGAAACCAUAUCCGAACACAACGACCCUCUCCGAAUAGACUGGACAGAGAUACCUACCAAUCCAAAACAGGCUCCAGAGUACAUUACCGGCAAGAAGGCCCUAAGAAUACCUGAUAAGUCUACUCCCCGCUACAAGCUAUAUUGGCCGAUCCGACAUGGAUGGGUGAACGAGCUCGACUACCAGUCGAAGAACUUUGUAUGGCACGAUAUUGCUCUUAUUAUCCGAGAUGCGAUUACUGAGCAUCUGGGACUGAACCUAAAGCCUCGCAGAGAGUGGGCGCAGUAUGCUUGCGUCUUUGUGAUACCGGACCUCUACGACAGGAAAUAUGUCACAAGCCUGUUAGCGAUGGGAUUGACUGAUUUCGGGUUCGGCAGAGUCUGUUUCUUCCAGGAAAGUUUGGCCGCAUCGUUCGGAGCAGGGUUCAGUACCGCGUGUAUCGUCGACAUUGGGGCACAAAAGACAUCAAUCUGCUGUGUGGAAGAAGGCAUGUGCAUUGAGAGCUCGAGGGUCAACCUCAAAAUGGGUGGUCACGACGUGACCGAGACUUUCAUCAAAAUGCUGCUUUACAAUCAUUUCCCCUAUGCCGAUAUCAACCUCAAACGAAGAUACGAUUUCCUUCUCGCAGAAGAGUUGAAACAGAAGCACUGUACCAUGAACGAGUCGGACAUCACUGUGCAAUUAUUCGACUUCCAUCUACGAGCUGCUGGCCAAGACACCCGCAAAUAUACCUUCAAAGCAUACGACGAAGUCAUCCUUGCUCCUUUAGGUCUUUUCAAGCCUCCCAUAUUCGACGACGAGCACAAACUCGACGGACGACGAAGGCUGAUCGAUCGCUCCUACGACAUCUAUGAGGGUGCAGCAAACGAUCCAACCUCAACCGCGCAAGCCGAGAUCUUGACCCAAAUCGCUCCUCAUCUCGCCGUGCCCACCAAACCCGACACCAAUGGCCCUACCACCAACGGCAACGGAACCACCACCAACACCACCACCGAAACAAACGGCUACCCCGACCACCCAGCCAAAGCACGCCCGCAAUCCCAAUCCUUCGCGCGCAUCAAAGACAGCAACUCGACGCCGCGCUCCACGCCCGCCGGCUCACCGAUCCGCGAUCUGGAAUCCACGCCCCAACCCUCCGGCACGCCCGCGCUGGAAAAACCGGCGUCGGACUCGGAAGGCGAAGAGGAGCCGCUCUCGAUCGAACGGCGCGACGACAUCCUCGCCGUGCACCCGCUCCCCAUCUCCAUCCUGACCUCCAUCACGCAUGCGUCGCGCACGUCGUCGCAGAAGAUCCGCGAUUUCCUCGGCGGCAUCAUGCUCGUCGGCGGCUCGUCGCUGAUCCCCGGCCUGCCGGCCUACCAGGCGAUCCGACCCGGCUACGCCAAGGACAUCCUCAUCGGACGGCCCCCCCGCGAACUCGAUGCUCAGGUCGUGGCCUGGAAGGGCGGCAGCGUGUUCGGGCGCAUGGGCAAGACAAACGAUAGCUGGGUCGGCGGCUUGGAGUAUGAGCGCCUGGGCGAGAGGGUGCUCGGCUAUAAAUGUAUGUGGGCUUGGUGA
Endocarpon pusillum Z07020 is the source of this 2187-nucleotide messenger RNA. RefSeq lists its product as uncharacterized. The record is from RefSeq and is a predicted model, not a curated record. The transcript has 3 exons. The coding region runs from base 1 to 2187 and encodes 728 amino acids. NCBI's taxonomy places the organism in Eukaryota, Fungi, Ascomycota, Eurotiomycetes, Verrucariales, Verrucariaceae. Gene Ontology annotation, biological process: regulation of DNA-templated transcription; double-strand break repair. Gene Ontology annotation, cellular component: Ino80 complex.